Molecule: messenger RNA, 1738 nt
Organism: Lineus longissimus
Lineage: Eukaryota; Metazoa; Nemertea; Pilidiophora; Heteronemertea; Lineidae
Product: F-box only protein 31-A-like
Exons: 9
Coding region: 21-1274 (417 amino acids)
Molecular function (GO): protein binding
Source: RefSeq, a predicted model, not a curated record
GUGUGGAAAAAAAUGUAAACAUGGAAUCUGAAGAAUUUCCACAAACUUCAGACAUGUCAGACACGAAUUCCUCGUCAAUUCUAUCUUUACCACCUGAACUGUUAACCGAGAUAUUGUCAUACCUAUCUGGAGGAGAAAUUUCAGUCGCAUCUGCGGUCUGUCGACGGUUUUAUGAGGGUUGUAAUGAGGACUAUGUUUGGAAAAUUCGUUGUAGGAAUGAAUUUAGCAUAUCUGACAUAUCUGGUUGGAACUGUUCUUACAGAGAGAUCUACACAAAAGUUCUAUAUCACUAUGGCUGGAUGGUAGGAUUAUGGCAGCCAGACAGAGGUUGCUAUGGAGGACUGAUCUGUGUCAAGAUAAACAAUGCCGCUGGUCGCCUUGAAGCCUGGAGUUACUAUCCAUCACAACCCGCCAAUGUGAAGCUGGCUCUGAGAUCAAAGCUCUUGUUUACUGUCUGGAUCUGUAAUGGGGAGACACACGCACAGUGCAGGACUGGCAUUGGGGGAGAGGUUGCUAAGCAACACCCAAUUGUGUUGACAAAGAAUGCAAAUAAGGAUCUCUGUAUCAAGUGUCAGUCACCAGAAAAGCACCAGACGUCAGGUGAUCACGAUCUGAGAUUCUGGACAUGGCUGAGUGAAGAGUACGGGUUCGAGGAGAGAAACGUUGGUGUCUUUGAUCAACACCUUUAUAUUAGGAAAUAUAAUACAUUCACUGAAUUCGAGUGUGAAUAUAGUUGCAAGAGGAUUCUGCAUCCGCGUUCAACCCCAGGUGUAGUAGUGCAGCCAGGGUUCUUCAAGGGCGACUAUUCUGCCCAUGGGGUAGAGAUUAUUAAACUUGGAUAUACAGACGAUUUAAAGCAGUUGGAAUUGUUGAAAAUUACGGGAGAUCCCAACAUUCCAGCAGGCUGCAUCACAAUGAAGGCCGACUUGCUGUGUCCGAUGGUUUUAACGUUAACUCAGCAGGAAGAACUUGAAACUUUGAGCGAGAUUGACUUGCCUGACCCUGACCCGGAUAUGCAAUUAGGACAGUUGCCAUCUCAGCCGUUUAGGAUUCCAAAUGGCUGCUCCAGAGAGGGAAGCAAUCUAGUCCCUGAGAGCUGUAAAUGGAGAUUUAGUUCAAGAGGACAAGUGGCUUAUGAUAAUUACACCAGGCCGACUUUCAUUUCGGGACAUUUUGUCGUCUUCGACGAGGACACUUUGGGAUUUCUCUGGAUCGACCUUGAGGCAUUCUGUUUGCUCAAGCGAUGCACAGAGACAGAUUUAGCAUGCUUAUGAUGCUACUUGAAAUAAUUCCGGACAUUUUCUUGGCAUUUUCCUGCUUUGUUCAGCAUUAAGUUUACACCGUGCAAACUUCUUGGAGGUUGAGUCACUGAGGCCAGGUGGCGACUGUUGGCUUCUGUAUGUAAAAGUAUACUCGGCAAUUUUGCACCGUGAUCAUGACAGAGUCUUGUAGCGUAAAAAAACAAGCGUGGCAUAGCCCACUGUCAGCACCUGCAGCCAGUCUUAGCUUUGCUCUGCUGAUUAUUUGAUCAUGUUGACAAAAGACUGUUCACUAUUGUGAAAAACCUUUAGUGAUAUUUUGGGUAUCAAGGCUCUUAUGUGAUAGUUUUUAGUGCUUCAUAGGGAAUGUCCUACAUAAAUGUGCAAUUUGUAUAAUAUAAUACAAUAUUAAUAUUCAUACAAUGAAUGAAUAUUAUAUUCAUAUCAAUCAGCACUGUAUCUCAUCUUUUCUUUAUUGG